AUGUGGACAAGUUGGACACCUCAUCAGGCAGUGCCCCAAGCUUGCAGCGGUUCAAGGAAACGCCCACGGGCCCGUGUAGGUGGGAGUACACGGGCCAGGGAGAACGACAUCCCCACACCACCGCCAUUUCCACCCGGUGCGGUCAUCGCUGUGGGCUGGACCCAGGUUGGCGACUUUUGCCAUGUUCCAGUGAUGAUUGCGGGGGUGUCCUGUACGGCCCUUCUGGACACGGGGUCCAAUGCAACGCUGGUCCGACCCAAUGUCGUCCCAACCGGAGCUGCUGUGCAACCCACUAAUAGGGAGGGAGUGUUCCAGUUUAAGGUGGGAGACCUCGGUGUCCCUUAUGCUGCCUGGGUGGCUGACGUGCAGGACGCCUGCAUCCUUGGGCUGGAUUUUUUGCGAGCCAUUGGUGGGGUACUGGACUUGGGCAAAGGCUUCCUAAUACUCCCUGAUGGGAAGAGGGUGCAGCUUAUUCCUCCCCCGGUCUGCCCGGCAUCUGCUGCAGCGUCCACCUCUACCUCGGAGACCCCCGCAUACCCGCUUACUGCUCUGCAAGCGGGGGAGGAGGAGAGGCUCUCAGCAAUGAGGAGCAUCUGGUCAAAGAACUGUGAGGGGCUGACUCCACAGCAGCAAGAGAGUCUAUGGCAGGUACUAAAAGAGUUUAGAGACAUUUUUGUCCUGAAAGAAAGUGAUGUUGGCUUGACACACUUGGUAGAGCACGUCAUUGAGACCGGGGAUCCCCAGCCUAUUAAAGUGCGCCCCCGCCGCCUGCCCCUGGCUCAUCAGGAGGCUGCUGACAGAGAGUUGUGUGAAAUGAUGAAAGCGGGCAUCAUAGAGCCAUCUGAUAGCCCGUGGGCCUCCGCUGUGGUGAUGGUGCCUAAGAAAAACAGCCCAAGGAUGCGUUUCUGUGUGGACUACAGACCACUCAACAAAGUGACAAAAAAGGACUCUUACCCCCUUCCCAGGAUUGACGAGUCUCUCGAUUUAGUAGACGGUUCCUCCUGGUUCUCCACCCUGGACCUGCGGAGUGGCUACUGGCAGGUGCCACUGUCCCCUGACUCCAGACCGAAGACAGCCUUCUGCACCAACAGGGGACUAUGGCAGUUCAAAGUCCUGAGCUUUGGUCUUUGCAACGCUCCUGCUACCUUCGAGAGGCUUAUGGACAGUGUGCUGGCUGGUGUCCCACGGCAACGGUGCCUGGUCUACCUGGAUGACCUUCUAGUACACGGGAGCUCCUUUGAUGCUGCCCUGGAUGCCCUGAGACAAGUGUUGGGGAGGGUGGCAGCUGCAGGCCUGAAGCUGCACCCCGACAAGUGCCACUUCAUGAGGAGGGAGGUGGAGUUUCUGGGCCACAAGCUUGGUCAUGAGGGCAUCAGCACUUUGGAGGAAAAAAUUCACACCAUUACUGAGUGGCCUACACCAGCGGACCAGAAACAGCUCAAAAGCUUCCUAGGACUGGCGUCUUAUUACAGGAGGUUUGUGAAGGGCUUUUCCUCUAUAGCUGCACCACUCUUCCGCCUGCUGCAGAAGGACUGUGACUUCAUCCGGACCCAGGACUGUCAGCAGGCAUUCAACACCCUCUGCAGAUCGCUGACAGAGUCCCCAGUCCUUGCCCCCCCUGACCCCGCCCUGCCUUUUGUCCUGGACACUGACGCAAGUAAUGUGGGGCUGGGAGCUGUGUUGUCGCAGGUCGGGCCAGACGGUGAGAAGGUGGUGGCGUACUUCAGCUGGGUCCUGAACAGGAGUGAGCGGCGCUACUGUGUCACUCGACGAGAGCUGCUGGCCGUGGUGGCAGGGGUAAGACACUUUAAGUACUACCUGUGUGGCACAUCAUUCGUUAUCAGAACUGAUCAUGCCGCCCUCCAGUGGCUGAUGUCUUUCAGGGAGCCAGAGGGACAGGUGGCUCGCUGGCUGGAGGAGCUCCAGGCCUUCAAUUUCACUGUGGAGCACAGAGCAGGGACGCACCAUUCUAACGCAGACGCCCUCUCUCGCCGCCCAUGUGCUGCAGCUGGCUGCCGUUACUGUGAGAAGCGAGAGGAGACAGAGCAGGAACUCACAACAAUGGACGGACUUCAGCAGCAACCGCCAGGAGCUCCAAUGAAGCGAGUAGCUGUGGAUGUCAUGGGCCCAUUUCCUCUUACAGACAGAGGAAACCGCUAUGUCCUUGUGGCCAUGGACUAUUUUACCAAGUGGCCGGAAGCAUAUGCGAUCCCAGAUCAGGAGGCUGAGACUGUCGCUGAUGCAUUAGUAGAGGGGAUGUUCAGCCACUUUGGAACAGCAGAGACCCUCCACAGUGACCAGGGGCGUAACUUUGAGUCCAAGGUAUUUGCUGCCAUGUGCGAACGCCUUGGGGUUAAGAAGACCCGCACCACCCCACUUCACCCCCAAAGCGAUGGACUGGUGGAAAGGUUUAACAGGACGCUGGCCCAGCAGUUAGCCAUCCUUACCUCAGAACACCAACAGGACUGGGACUACCAUUUUCCCCUUACCCUCAUGGCCUACAGGUCGGCAGUGCAAGACUCCACCCAAUGUACGCUUGCCCUGCUCAUGUUAGGGAGAGAGCUGAGAACUCCUGCCGAGCUGGCUUUUGGGAAGCCCCCAGACGCGCCAGAGGCGCCACCAGGCCGGGACUACGCAAGGAAGCUGCAGGAACGGCUGGAUUCUGCACAUUCCUACGCCCGGGAGCAGCUGGCGAAGGCAGGCCUGCGCCAAAAGAGGAAUUAUGACAUCACUACUAAGGGGAGGCACUUCCGUGCUGGGGAGCUGGUGUGGGUCUACAGUCCAAAGAGAAAGAAAGGACGGUGCCCUAAACUGGAUAGCAGCUGGGUGGGGCCCUGCAGCGUCGUGGAACGAGUGGGGGAAGUUGUUUACAGGGUGCAGUUGCCUCCUAGAGGGAGGAAAGUGGUGCUGCACAGAGACCGGAUGGCCCCCUAUAGAGGACAGUCCCUCCCCGAGGAACGUCUACAGAGCCCCCAUGACCCUGCACAGAGGGACCCCUGGCCGGAGCUGCAUUCCCCUCCCUCGGGCUCCUCUCCUCAAAGCCCCAAAGCUCCGUCUACCCCCCAGGGGCUCAGGAGGUCAAGGAGGGAACGUAGACUACCCCCCCGCCUCAGAGACUGUGUUGUUCCCUCGGGGACGAGGAACUUAUUGCUGGGGGGGCAGUGUAACGAUGGUUAA
Molecule: messenger RNA, 3177 nt
Organism: Pelmatolapia mariae (spotted tilapia)
Lineage: Eukaryota; Metazoa; Chordata; Actinopteri; Cichliformes; Cichlidae
Exons: 3
Coding region: 1-3177 (1058 amino acids)
Biological process (GO): proteolysis; DNA integration
Molecular function (GO): aspartic-type endopeptidase activity; nucleic acid binding
Source: RefSeq, a predicted model, not a curated record